AUGCACUCUGACUUGCAGAGAGAGUAGACAUGUCUAAGGGACGUGUGCUGGAGCUCUUCUAUGAUGUGGUCUCCUCAUAUUCCUGGCUGGGGUUUGAGAUCAUGUGCCGAUAUAAAAAUAUAUGGAAUGUAGAUGUUCAGUUCCGUCCUGGAUUUCUUGGGGGAAUAAUGCAAGCAACAGGUAACUCUUCACCUGCAAUGGUUCCCAAAAAAAGAGCAUAUGUGGUACAGGAUAUGGAGAGACUAUCAGAAUAUUACCAGGUUCCGCUGAAACAACCCAGUGACUUAUUUCAAGUUGUUAUUAUAAAAGGAAGUCUCUCAGCCAUGCGCUUUGUCACUGCCGUUCAAUUGGUGCAUCCUGAAUUCGUAGAACCGGUUUCAAGGGAGCUUUGGAGGCGGAUCUGGUCUGAGGAUAAAGAUAUUACAGAACCAGAGAGCAUACUGGAG
Molecule: messenger RNA, 446 nt
Organism: Nanorana parkeri
Lineage: Eukaryota; Metazoa; Chordata; Amphibia; Anura; Dicroglossidae
Product: glutathione S-transferase kappa 1-like
Exons: 5
Biological process (GO): glutathione metabolic process
Cellular component (GO): mitochondrion; peroxisome
Molecular function (GO): glutathione peroxidase activity; glutathione transferase activity
Source: RefSeq, a predicted model, not a curated record